AUGGCCAGUGGCCUUCUUCCCUCCCUGCUGAAAUAUGCCUCCCUCUCGGCUGCCAUCGCCGUCGGACUCUAUGCCGCCCUGUUGGGCCUGUUGACCACCGAGACAGUGCAAUCCCACGUCGUCUACCUCCACGCCAUCCAGAUGACCUGGUUCAAGGAUCUCAAUGUCCCCGAAUCCUUUGGUUUCCUACGCAACCAAGUUACACCGUUUACUAUUCGGACUCCCGAUGGCGAGCAGCUUCACACGUGGCACAUCCUACCCGUGGAAUUGUAUCGGAAACACGAACAGUCUCUUGUCGCCGAGCCCACCGGUUGGGUCUCCGAUAUCACCACUCGACUGGCAUUUCAGCUCCUUCGCGACGAUCCUGACGCGCGCUUAAUCCUGCACAUGCAUGGCGCUGGGGGUACCGUGGGUUCAGGGUACCGGGUACCGAAUUAUCGGGCACUGUCCGCCGGCCAGCCCGACAAGAUCCACGUCUUAACCUUUGAUUACCGGGGAUUCGGCCUCAGUUCGGGCCAGCCGUCUGAAUCCGGUCUGUUGAAUGAUGCCCGGGCCGUGGUGGAUUGGGCCAUCAAUGUCGCUGGCAUCCCCCCGUCUCGCAUCCUUCUCUUCGGCCAGUCCAUGGGUACCGCCGUCAGCAUCGCCAUCUCCCACGAGCUCGCUCUCCAGUCACCACCCGUGGUCUUUGCUGGAACUGUUCUGGUGGCCCCGUUUGUCGACAUUGCCACGCUGGUCUCAACCUACCGGGUGGCAGGGGUCAUUCCCAUCCUCUCGCCUUUGGCCCGCUUCCCCUGGCUUUUUGGAUACCUCCAGCGCUUCAUCCGGGACAAGUGGUUGAGCAAGGACCGCGUGGCGGAGUAUGUACGGGCGAACGAGGUGAAUGAGGAGCCAUACCAUCUCACCAUCGUUCAUGCCGAAGACGACUACGACAUCCCAUGGCAUCACAGCCAGGCCGUCUUCUGGCACGCUGUCCGGGGGUCGGUGCCCGGGGGAAUUAGCUACGAUGACCUCCAACUCAAGAAGUUGGACGCGCAGGUGGAUCUAGGUGCUGCAGGGACCAUCAUGGAUUGGGAAAUUGACCAUGGUAUCCUGAAGACGGGUUUGCACGAUAUCAUCAUGGGGUAUCCAGUCGUGACCAUGGCUGUCAUGCGUGCCUUUGAGGCGGCUGAUCCCAGCUUCGCAAAUUAA
Molecule: messenger RNA, 1188 nt
Organism: Aspergillus sclerotioniger CBS 115572
Lineage: Eukaryota; Fungi; Ascomycota; Eurotiomycetes; Eurotiales; Aspergillaceae
Product: alpha/beta hydrolase
Exons: 2
Coding region: 1-1188 (395 amino acids)
Source: RefSeq, a predicted model, not a curated record